CAUUUUCAAGUCAUUUUGUUGUCUCUUGAAACUUUUUUUGCUCUUUCAUCACUGACCGAGCGUCCUAUCAAUACCCCUCGCGCGCGAGAGAUUCAGAGACCAUCAUGGCUUCCAGUCUUGAUCGAGAAACCGCGCUGGAGCUGGUAAAGAAGGGGGGAACUCUUCUCCUACUCGAUGUUCCCCAGUUCACGCUUUUGGGAAUUGACACCCAGGUGUAUUCCGUUGGUCCAAACUUCAAGGGCAUAAAGAUGCUCCCUCCAGGGCCACAUUUUAUCUACUAUUGUUCCUCUAGCAAGGAAGGACAUGAGUUCUCGCCAACUAUAGGCUUCUUUCUUACCAUACACUCUUUUGAGAUAAUUGUUCGUAAAUGGUGUCAGAGAGAGGAACAACUGAUCAAAGUUUCAGAAGAAGAGGUUAUUAUCUAA
This is a messenger RNA of Phalaenopsis equestris, 425 nucleotides long. Its product is annotated as protein AAR2 homolog. Lineage: Eukaryota; Viridiplantae; Streptophyta; Magnoliopsida; Asparagales; Orchidaceae. Gene Ontology annotation, biological process: spliceosomal tri-snRNP complex assembly. The coding region runs from base 105 to 425 and encodes 106 amino acids. The record is from RefSeq and is a predicted model, not a curated record. The transcript has 4 exons.